This is a messenger RNA of Struthio camelus australis, 3087 nucleotides long. The record is from RefSeq and is a predicted model, not a curated record. Lineage: Eukaryota; Metazoa; Chordata; Aves; Struthioniformes; Struthionidae.
GGCCGGAAAGGGGCUCUCUGCCCCGGAAAGAGCGUUUUCUGUGGCGCCCUCCCCUGGGGCCCUCCCCGUGCCGGCGCGUUGCCGCCGUCCUGCCCUGGGACGGGCAGGGAACUGCCCGCGGCGGGGGCCAAAGGGGGAGAGCUGUGCUCGAGGGGGAGCAGCCCGCGCCGACACGCGCAGCUGCCUCCGCUCUCGCCGCAGACCUUCGGCAAAGCGGUGGGAUGCUUCAGCCAGUCCGUUUUUCACUUUAACAACUCGCAAGCCCUGACGGGCACCUCGGCUGGGAAGCUGGUGGUGUGGGACGCCGUCUGUCCCCGCUCCCGGCCCCGGGAGCUGCGGGCGAAGCCGCACGCCAUGAAGGCCAUCAAACUGGUGCCCAUGCAGAAGGACGGCCUCACCGUGCUCACCGUGUCGGAGAGGAACUUUAUCCUUUCAACCUCUGAUGCAACAGUGCUCCAUGUUGCAACAGAUGGGACAAAAUAUGAAAAAGUCAUGGAGGAGGCCAAGAGAGCUGUGAACGCCAUCGCGUGUCACCCCAGCCAAGUGCUCAUUGCUGUAGGGAGUCACUGCGGGCUGCUGAAGGUGUGGGACUACCAGCAGACUAAGUACCUUGUUAGCAGGAUAUUCGUUGAGGCCAGCAUCCAGUGCCUGUCCUACAACCCUGAAGGUUCUCUCCUGGCGGCUGGUUUUACUGAUGGAAGCGUUUACAUCCUCGAUGCUAUUUCCCUCCAGUCCAGCUGCAAAGAGUUCAAGUUCUCGCGAGGCCCCGUGACUCAUAUUAGCUUCUCGCAUGAUUCUGAAUACCUUGCCACCGCUGACGAGAAAUGCUCGGUGACUGUUUACAGAAGAGUCCUGCGAAACGGGCAGAGGUGCUGGGAACAUCUGGCAGGGCUGUACUCCCACUACAAGCCCAUCCGGAGCAUCCUCUUUGGGGUGCAGCUAGACAGCGAUGAGCCCAGGCUCUUAAGCCUUGGGGAGGACAGGCAGCUGGUUGAAUAUGACCUAAAUAGCAGCAGCAAGGACCACCUGGUGGUCUUGCACCGGGACAGGGUAGAGCAGGCAGCUGUGCCCCUGUGCUUGGCCUGGUACCCGCAGCUCAGCACAGAGUCCUUCAUCCUCACUGCCAAUAGCUGCUACAAGAUGAAGCUCUACAAUACCACGACCAAAAUGUGCAGAAAGACCCUUUUGGGACCAACCUAUGGUUCCCCUCUGGAGAAGAUGCAAAUACUCCCGAUGACAAACCCGAUGGACCCCCAGAAACACUAUCUGGCUUACAUUACAAAGGACAAGGUAUGGAGUCCCACCUGCUUGUGUUGAAUGAGCUUGCUGGACUGUCCCUGCACCAGCACCGCGUCUGCUUUGCUCGGCAGCCCCCGGCUGCACGAGGGNNNNUACGUCUCCACGGCGGGGGGGGACGACCGCACUGUUAUGAAGUGGGAGGUUAACCUGACUGCUUUGGAGGCCGCCGUUCCCCUGGGCGGGGAGGACUUGGUGCCCUUCUACAACCUGCUGGAUGGCGGCAGAGACGGCGAAUUCUUCAGGGAACUGGAAGACUAUUUUUACUACGCACAGCUGCGCAGCCACGGUAUUGAUACAAUGGAGACCAGACAGGUGUCAACACACAUUCCCUUGGAGGAAAUUCCUUUUGUAAUGAGAGCAAUGGGAUUUUAUCCAUCAGAGGAAAAGAUUGAAGAAAUGAUGAAUGAAGUAAAAUUCAGCGAGUAUGUGGAUACUGGAAAACAAGUGACAAAAAUCAAUUUAGGGGAUUUUAUCAGACUUUAUAUAAAUCAUCGACCUGCGUUUGGCUUGUCAAUGAAAAAAAUACGGAGAGCGUUUCAGGUUCUUGGUUAUGAUAAUGAGAACGGAGAAAAAGUUAUUGACAAAGGAGACUUACUGUUGCUGCUUCAGUGCAGAGGAGAGCAUAUGACAGAAGAAGAGCUGGCAGCAUGUCUGACUACCUUGCUGGGCAUGAAUCCAGAGGGAGGAAUAACUAAACCGGGCACCUCCGAUACCUCAGGUGCAGCAGCUUUACUGGAAGAAGAAAUUCCAGAUGAAAUCACAGCAGAGAUAUUCACUGCUGACAUUCUUGGCUUACCUAUUCCUGAACCAGAAAAAAACAGAACAGAAAAAAGAGAUGAAUCUUGGAUCCACGAAGGCUCGGAAGCAUAGCUGCUACAAAGUUUUCUACUCGUUCCUACUUUGCAAUCUCCUCUCCUCAAGUAUCUGUGAAAUUUGUAUUUUGCAUUUAUGAAAAAAUGAAGGCAAUAUAAUUUCAGACUGAACAAACACUUGUCUAACCCCUGGUUUAGCGCAGGCCACAAACCUGUGGGAUCAAAUCUAUUUCCCAAAUCAAGCACGGUCCUAGUAUUCCACCUUCUGUACUGCUACUGUGGAAAGUUUGGAUUUGGAGAUCAUCAGUGGAAGUAUUUCUGCCAUUCAGGCAUGGCCAACACUCCUAAUACCCUUUCGCAGGGAAGUUAAUAAACAGUGGUUUAAAUGAACAUGGUGCCGUCCUGAAGUGAUCUUCUGGGAGAGCAGCAUGAAGACUCCGCUGUAAAAACACCUAUCUUGUAGUCCAGUGAGCCAUUAGAGAACAUCACUAUGUACAGAAUCGCAGGGGUGGUUGCAAAGAAUAAAAGAGUAGUCGGUGCAUUAUCUUCUUGCAUUGAUCAUCCCUGUUCUUGGCUAGAAUCUUCCCAGAAUUCAUUUUAGGGUGGGUUUGUGCCAGAUGAAGCUGUUCUGAUGCAGUCUAUUUUCAUCAUGCUGAGGCGAUGUUUAUUUGUAAAACCUGACAGUCAAAUAGCGACGUAAAAGUAUUAUAUGGAUUGUCUACAUUGAUAAAUGUAAUGUACAAAAUGCCUGAAUACAUCAGAACGGAUUGGUAAUUAUACAAAUAAAUCCAUCAGUAAUCCAUCCUUCAGCCCUCAGUAAAGAAAGGAACAGUGAGAUGCAAAUUAAAACCAGGUUUCUAUUUUGGUCUUUACAACUUGUGUUUUUCUUUCUGAAAGUAGUAGUUCCAAUUAGUAGUGUAAUACCAAUGGGACAGCAUUUUACAGUGUUUGUAUAAACAGUGUAAUGAAGCUGAUA